Molecule: messenger RNA, 1343 nt
Organism: Camelina sativa (false flax)
Lineage: Eukaryota; Viridiplantae; Streptophyta; Magnoliopsida; Brassicales; Brassicaceae
Source: RefSeq, a predicted model, not a curated record
UCGAUUUGGAUUGGGUAAAAUUAGUAACAGUCAGUUCAGUAGCUUUAUGUUUUCCCCAGUCUCUGAAUUAGGAAGCAUCUUCAUCUUUAAUCGUCAAGCUACUCGACGAGAAUGGCGUCUGCUUUCUCUGCAUUUCGUGUUUCGAUGUCGAGAAUUAGUCCCUUCCGUGAUAGCCGGUUCUCUUAUCCCGCCACGUUCGCUUUAGCUCAUACCAAACGAAUCAUGUGCAACUCUUCGCACUCUGUAUCUUCAUCUCCUUCUCCAUCUGACAUUUCUUCUUCUCCUUCUCCUUCUUCGUUGAUGGAUACAAAAGAAAUCGCGAGGUGGAGACCCAUGUGUUUGUAUUACACUCACGGGAAGUGCACAAAGAUGGAUGAUCCUGCCCAUUUGGAAAUUUUCAACCAUGAUUGUUCCAAGGAGCUUCCAGUGACUGCAGCUGAUCUUGAGAGAAAGAAGUCACAAGAAUUCAACUUUUUCUUGGUUAUUGACUUGGAAGGAAAAGUUGAGAUUCUUGAGUUUCCUGUUUUGAUCGUAGAUGCCAAUACCAUGGAAGUCGUAGACUUGUUCCACAGGUUUGUAAGACCCACAAAAAUGAGUGAGCAAGCAAUUAACAAAUUCAUGGAAGGCAAGUAUGGGGAACUCGGUGUUGAUCGUGUGUGGCAUGACACAGCUAUUCCAUUUAAGCAAGUUGUUGAGGAAUUUGAAGCUUGGUUAGCUGAGCAUUGCUUGUGGGCUAAAGAUGCAGAUGGGGCUCUGAACAACGCAGCUUUUGUAACCUGUGGAAAUUGGGACAUCAAGACAAAGAUUCCUGAACAAUGCGUGGUGUCAAAUAUCAAGCUUCCGCCAUAUUUUAUGGAAUGGAUCAAUCUCAAAGACGUCUACUUGAAUUUCUACGGCCGUGAGAUGACAUGACAGGCCAGAGGAAUGGUGUCAAUGAUGAAGCAGUGUGGAAUAAAGCUCAUGGGAAGUCACCAUCUGGGAAUUGAUGACACAAAGAACAUCACGAGGGUGGUCCAACGGAUGCUCUCGGAUGGUGCAGUUCUUAAGAUCACAGCUCGAAGAAGCAAAUCCAAUACAAGAAACGUCGAGUUUCUGUUCAAGCACAGGAUCAAGUAAAGUUCUCGAGGAAAAAUGACAAACACAACAAGGCUUGCUUUAUGAUCCAUAAAUUAGUUACUUUUUAGUCAAGUCUUAAAGAUAGAGAGGAAGGUAGAAGGCGAUUUGCUUUUUAGUUUUGUAUAAUUUGGUACGUCUUUUAAGUUUUGUUUAUUUUUUUUUUCUUUUAAAAGACAAAUUUGUUUAGUUCUCCUAUUAACUCUAUGACUUGCUGAGAGUUAUAUAUU